GACCAGUCUUUACCUCUGUCUGGGUGAGAAGAAGAACAGUAAAAUGGCUCAACAGGGAGUUCUGCUGGACCACAACCAGUUCAGUUGUUCAAUCUGUCUGGAUCUACUGAAGGAUCCGGUGACUACUCCCUGUGGACACAGCUACUGUAUGAGCUGUAUAAAAGACUACUGGGAUCAGGAUGAUCAGAAGGGAGUCUACAGCUGCCCCCAGUGCAGACAUACCUUCACUCCCAGGCCUGUUCUGAGGAAAAACAACAUGCUGGCUGAGGUGGUGGAGAAGCUGAAGAAGACAGAACUCCAAGCUGCUCCUCCUGCUGACAGUUCUGCUGGACCUGGAGAUGUGCUGUGUGACUUCUGCUCUGGGAGGAAGCAGAAAGCCCUCAAGUCCUGUCUGGUGUGUCUGGUCUCUUACUGUGAGGCUCACCUACAGCCUCACUAUGAAUCUCCUGCCUUUAAGAAGCACAAGCUGGUCAAAGCCUCCUCACAACUGCAGGAGAAGAUCUGCUCUCGUCACGAUGAAGUGAUGAAGAUUUUUUGUCGUACUGACCAGCAGUGUAUCUGUUAUCUGUGUUCUAUGGAGGACCAUAAAGGUCACGAUACAAUCUCAACUGCAACAGAAAGAACUGAGAAACAGCGCGAGCUUGGACUGAGUCAACAGAAUAUUCAGAAGAGAGUCCAACAGAGAGAGAAGGAGCUGAAGGAGCUCCAACAGGCUGUGGAGUCUCUGACUCGCUCUGCACAAGCAGCAGAGAAGGACAGUGAGAGGAUCUUUACUGCGCUGAUCUGCUCCAUUGAGAGAAGACGCUCUGAGGUGAAGGAGCUGAUCAGAGCCCAGCAGAGGGCAGCAGUGAGUCAGGCUAAAGGACUGGUGGAGAGACUGGAGCAGGAGAUAGCUCAGCUGAAGAGGAGAUAUGCUGAGCUGGAGCAGUUCUCACACACAGAAGAUCACAUCCAUUUCCUCCAGGGUUAUCAGUCUCUCUCCAGCCCCAGUGUAUCUUCAGAUGUACGCAGCAGCAUUGCCCCUCAUCGUAAGUACUUCUGUGAUGUGAGGGAGGCUGUGUCCAAGCUGAAAGAGAAACUAGAGGACAUCCUUAAAGGGGAGUGGCCAAAGAUCACAACCACCGUGAAUCAAGGGGAUGUUUUACUGGCACCAAAGCCCAAAACCAGAGCAGACUUCUUACAAUAUUACUGUCAGCUCACACUGGACCCAAACACAGCAUACGAAUAUCUCUGUCUGUUUAGGGGGAAAAAAACAGUAAAACUUACUCAGCAAGUCCAGUCAUAUCGUUAUCAUCCAGAGAGAUUUACUAACAAUUGGCAGGUGCUGUGUGAAAAUGCUCUGUCUGGACGCUGUUACUGGGAGGUGGAGUGGAGUGGAUGUGUUGGUAUAGCCGUCUCAUAUAAAGACAUCAACAGAACACAGUCAGGACGUCUAUCUAGAUUUGGAGACAAUGAUAAAUCCUGGUGUUUAGAGUACUCUGGUCAAUGUUUUCAUUUCAGGUACAAUAAUGUUGAGACAGUAACAUCAAGCUUUGGUUCCAGAGUAGGAGUGUACCUGGAUUACAUGGCAGGUAUUCUGUCCUUCUACAGCAUCUCUGACACAAUGACCCUCAUCCACAGAGUCCAGACCACAUUCACUCAGCCACUCUAUCCUGGGAUUGCAUUUCUGUCUUUUUUGUCCACUGCCAAGCUGUGUGUGCUGGAGUAGUUCACAUUAGUGUCCUUCCCUCCUUACAUCUCUGGUUGUGGAACUGCACCUCCUAACUUCCAUUUCUGCUUUGAGUGAGUUUUUCCUUGUCCUUUCUGAGGGUUUCGAUUGGCUAUUGUGGGCAACUGUGAAGUCAACUUUGUGAUAUUGCUGGGAUAAAGGGCUACACAGAGCAGGUAGUGUACCUGGAUCACAGAGCAGGUACUCUGUCCUCCUACAGCAUCUCUGACACAAUGACCCUCCUGCACAGAGUCCAGACCACAUUCACUCACCCACUCUGUUUUAGGUUUGGAGUUUGGUGUAAUGGCUACACUACUGAACUGUGUGAGCUGAAAUAGAGGUCCCCAUAACUGUCUAUCUUUCAUGUAUCUUCUGAUUUGGUCUUACAAGGAGAAUUCUUUCUCUUCUCCAUGAAUGUCAGGGUUAGAGUUAGAGACUGUUAGAGAUUGACUUUCAUGUUAAAGUAUAGAAGACAACUCAAGCCAGAUCCUGCGAUGAUUUUAAGAGUUAGGGUCAAGCAUCAGCUUCAGUAGGUUAAUGUAAUGUGGAAGAAAAUUCUGUCUGUCUCCACUAGGAUGGUUUGACUGCAAUUUAAAUUUCUGGGUUCAUAUGUAUUUGACACUCAGCUGAUUGAAGAUUGAGUUUAACCAACACCUCGACAUGACAAUGACCUAUGAGACAUUCACUGACAGUGAUGCUAGCAAAGUCUCUCUGAUGCAUUAAGGUCAGACAACAGAAAUUAUAGUAGAAAGGGAUAACAGAGAUAACAUUCAGCCAACAGGUGUCUGUUAAUCAAUCAGGCAGAUACUACAUCAUGGACCCCAUGCAUGUAAAUACAUAGAGAGUUCAGCCUAUGUAUUGCUUCAACUGGUGGUGUGGUUUCCUACAUUUAAAGAAAAUCUGUGUAGUUUUAGGAAAGUGUUCGUUGUUAGCAUUUACUAUGAACAGAAAAUGUUAGUUAUUUACCAAAUUGUAAGUUAUGUUGCAUAAAUACCAAAGGGUU
This is a messenger RNA of Osmerus eperlanus (European smelt), 2711 nucleotides long. Its product is annotated as E3 ubiquitin/ISG15 ligase TRIM25-like. NCBI's taxonomy places the organism in Eukaryota, Metazoa, Chordata, Actinopteri, Osmeriformes, Osmeridae. The coding region runs from base 44 to 1708 and encodes 554 amino acids. The transcript is spliced from 6 exons. Gene Ontology annotation, molecular function: protein binding; zinc ion binding. The record is from RefSeq and is a predicted model, not a curated record.